This is a messenger RNA of Nymphaea colorata (pocket water lily), 1886 nucleotides long. RefSeq lists its product as uncharacterized. Gene Ontology annotation, molecular function: oxidoreductase activity. Bases 5 to 1450 code for a protein of 481 amino acids. Gene Ontology annotation, cellular component: cytoplasm. The record is from RefSeq and is a predicted model, not a curated record. The transcript is spliced from 9 exons. Lineage: Eukaryota; Viridiplantae; Streptophyta; Magnoliopsida; Nymphaeales; Nymphaeaceae.
AAAAAUGGAGGCCUGUCUGCUCUCUUCUUCUUCUUCCUAUUCUCUCGGAAACACCAAGUCUCUCUCCAGGUCUUGUUCGAGGACUUACCCUCACAUCAUAUUUGUGUCUGGAAUAAGGAGGUCUAGUAACCGUUGGACCCGGCUAUCGGUGACCUCAAGUUUCAGACCAACCGCGGUCGAGAACUCAACUUUCGAUGUCGUCGUAGUCGGGGCCGGGAUUAUUGGGUUAACCGUGGCCAGGCGCUUCUUGAUGACGACCAAUCUGUCAGUCGCCGUGGUGGAUGCCGGGGUCCCAUGUUCCGGCGCAACUGGUGCAGGCCAAGGUUACAUAUGGAUGACACAUAAAACACCUGGAAGUGAGACAUGGGAUCUCUGCAACAGAAGCAAAAAGCUAUGGGAAGAUUUGGUGGAUGAGUUGCGGUUUCAUGGCGUGGAUCCUUCGCAAGAGCUAGGAUGGAAGAAAACAGGAAGCUUGUUGAUUGGUAGAACUCCUGAAGAAUCGGAGAUGCUGGCAAGUAGAGUUAAGUUACUCUCUGAAGCUGAUUUGAGAGCAGAGUUCUUGUCUGCUGGUUCUCUGGCUGCAGAAGAGCCAUCUCUUCAAGUUGGAAGGGACUGGAGUGCUGCUUUUGUCCCAGAUGAUUGCCAGAUAGAUGCUCAACUUGCUGUGGAUUUUAUUGAAAAGGGGAAUAGGUCCUCUGGUUUGCAGGGCAGGUAUAAGGAAUUCUUUCAUGAGCCAGUAAUCUCCUUAGUAAGGUCCGAUUAUGGUGGUGAGGUUGUGGGUGUCCAAACUUCCAAGAAUAUACUGUACUGUGAACAAGCUCUUGUAGUGGCAACUGGUGCCUGGAGUGGAUCCUUAAUUCAAGACCUUUUCAAGGGAUUAAACAUCUCAUUUUCUGUCCCUGUGAUACCUAGAAAGGGGUACCUUGUCAUAUUAGAAAAUUUUCAGAAAAUGCAACUAAAUCAUGGUAUAAUGGAGUUUGGAUAUGUUGAUCAUCAGAUCAUUUCUCGAUCAUCCAAUUUAUCUGCUUCCGGAGUUUCUGAAUGCGAGAAGUUGUCAAUUUCAAUGACAGCUACAACUGAUGCUACAGGAAAUUUGCUUUUAGGAAGUAGUCGCCAGUUCAUUGGAUUUGACAAUGGAAUGGAUGAAUCUAUUGUGAAUUGCAUAUUAGAUCGUGCACAACAGUUUUUUCCUGCUUUAAGAGACCUCCCUCGACAGGACAUGUUAAGAAGCAGAAAAAUAAGGAUUGGAUUUCGUCCUUACAUGCAUGAUGGGAAACCAAUUAUUGGGCCUGUUCCUGGCUUACCAAAGAUGAUCCUUGCAGCGGGACAUGAAGGAGGAGGAUUGACCAUGGCCUUGGGAACUGCAGAAAUGGUCGUGGAUAUGGUGUUAAACAACGUCCCAAAAGUUGAUCCCACACCAUACUCGCUUCAAGGCAGGUGUUGCAGCUAGCUCCUGUUCAUCCCUCUUCCUGGGAAGGUUGCAAGACGUGGGAAAGCUACAUAUCCUGCAGGCAUGAGUGCAGUCAGUCCUGUCUGUUUUCAAAAUUUACCGUAAAACUUGUUGGGCGAUUCAUUUUAGAUCUUGUGGGCACAUCUGCAUCCUACCCAUUUAUUGUAAAACUUGUUGGGAGAUUCAUUUUAGAUCUUGUGGGCACAUUUGCAUCCUAACUACUUUGUGCCAACGAUCAAUGUCAACUUUCGUUUUUGCAAUGACUUUUUGAGAGGGGCUUGUAAAGCGGGAUGGUGGAAUCAGUUACAGAGAAUAGCAUCUUUAGCCCUUCCUGUUAUUCCCAGUAGCUUCUUGCUGACAAGAUGGAUUUCUUGAAACUUGAAAGCAAUUAGCAUUCUCAAUGACAUUAUGAAAGAAGGUUGUUAUGAACAGCAAA